Annulohypoxylon maeteangense is the source of this 1728-nucleotide messenger RNA. RefSeq names its product putative short-chain dehydrogenase. The record is from RefSeq and is a predicted model, not a curated record. The coding region runs from base 460 to 1536 and encodes 358 amino acids. The transcript is spliced from 3 exons. Lineage: Eukaryota; Fungi; Ascomycota; Sordariomycetes; Xylariales; Hypoxylaceae.
GUCCUCCAACAUAAUAUCAAAUGCGGUAUCAUGAAUUACGAUUACGAGAUCUACAGUCACGGCAGCAAGGUUCUGUCAAGCUAGACGCCAGCUGGUCUACCGCAUAGCCGCAAUGCCGACACUGUUCAAUUGGCAUCCAUGGAUGCCUUUGCGUGGUAUUGCAGCGACCUGCCAGCUGCGUGCCAGAUUCCACACGAUUACGUAUGCAGUAUAAGCUAGUGUAAUACAUGUUCGUGUAUCACGGCAACAUGUUGGGAGGAGACAUUUGGCAUCUUCGGUAUCUUCGAUAUCGGAAUUAAGAAAAAGUGUGUAUAUAUACAGGAAUAUAUUUCGAUCUAUGCUGGUAUCAUUCCCAGUUCCAAGUCAGUCCUCAUCGUGCUUCCUCGAAAUCGUUGAUAUUCACCUAAGAAAACUACCCCUUUAUAUUGAAUAAGAAGUCUAGAUACAUCCAACAUCAAAAUGACGGCCACAACACAUAACUUCGAUCAGAGCACCGACGCUUUGGAAGUCGCCAAGGCCUUUGCCGAAAGGGUGCAUGGGAAGACCAUAAUCGUUACAGGCGUAAAUCUGAAAGGUAUCGGAUUUACGACUGCGCAAGCAUUUGCCUCUCAGUCCCCGGCCCAUCUUAUCCUUGCCGGCCGCAAUCCCGCCAAGAUUGAAGAGGCUAUCAGCGCGCUUAAGUCAGAAUUUCCCGAUGUUGACUACCGCUCCAUUAAACUCGAUCUCUCUACACAGAGAACUGUCCGGGCUGCAGCAGCCGAGCUUCUCUCUUGGUCAGACGUACCUACCGUCGACAUCGUUGUCAACAGCGCCGCCGUGAUGAAUUUACCCGAGCGAAUCAUCAACGAAGAUGGACUCGAGAUGCAAUUUGCCACCAACUACAUCGGGCACUUCUUAUUUUCUUGCCUGAUCAUGCCGAAACUCAUCAAGGCCGCUCAGAACAACCCGAAAGGAGCUACGCGUAUCGUAAACGUAGUUUCCCUGAGCCCUACUAUGGCUCAAAUGCGGUGGUCGGAUCUCAACCAACUGAAGAUAAAUAAAGAUCUGCCCGAGGCCGAACAGCCCAAUUACACGACACACCGAGCUUGGGGAGAGACCAACCCAGAGGAGAAGUCGUACCUACCCCUCGAAGGCUACAACCAGAGCAAGGUGGCUCUGCUGCUGUUCAGCAUCGCGCUAAGCAAGAGACUCUACGAAAAAUACGGAAUCUUGAGUGUGGCACCGCACCCAGGCAUCAUCGACACUGAACUCUCCAGGGAUGCACCGGAAUACGUGAUGGAAGCAAUAAAGGGCAUGAUGGAGAAGCGCGUCUUCACAGCCAAGACACUCGGCCAGGGUUCAGCGACAAGCCUCGUCAGCGCUUUAGACCCCAAGCUAGGGUUACCCGAAGAAAAGGAUGGAAAGGAGAACUACGGGGCAUUCCUGCUCGACUGUCAGAUCUCCAACCUUCCACUUCCGUCUACGCUGUCAAGCGAAGGAGCUGAAAGGCUGUGGACCAUGUCCGAGGAAUUGGUCAAGGAGAAAUUCUCUUGGUGAAGGAAAAAUGAUCAUGGAAGCAUGCUGGCGAUGUAAGAUAUUGAUUUUCGCAUUAUGAUCCCCAGAUGUUAAGUCUAAAUCGCCAUGUUUAGCCCGGGCGCCCCCCUAGGUAGUAAAUAGUUUGAAAAGUUGUUGCGCGGGCGCCGCUUUUGUUACUGGUCCUUAUAUACAAAUGAAGCCGUACGAGAUAAG